Molecule: messenger RNA, 276 nt
Organism: Kalmanozyma brasiliensis GHG001
Lineage: Eukaryota; Fungi; Basidiomycota; Ustilaginomycetes; Ustilaginales
Product: ATPase inhibitor, IATP, mitochondria
Exons: 3
Coding region: 1-276 (91 amino acids)
Biological process (GO): negative regulation of ATP-dependent activity
Cellular component (GO): mitochondrion
Molecular function (GO): ATPase inhibitor activity
Source: RefSeq, a predicted model, not a curated record
AUGUCUCUCCUCCGUGUCUCGACUUCUGCGCUCGCCCGCGUCACCAAGGCUCCCACUUUCGCCAUGGCGGCUCGAGGCUACGCUGACGGACCCACCGACAAGGCGGGCGCUACCGCUUCGUCCCAGGGCUGGUCCAAGCGCGAGCAGGCUCAAGAGAAUCAGUACGUCCAGCAGGCCGAGAAGGAGAAGCUCGAGAAGCUUCGAGCAUCCAUCAAGAAGCAGCGCGAGCACCUUGACGACGUCGAGAACCAGCUCAACAACCUUGACAAGAAGUAA